UUCGCGGAGACCGGUUGUGCAGCGGACGUCGUGGCCGUUUCGAUUCAAAUUCAAAUCCUCAAAAUUCGAACAAGUAAACAACGAAAUAUUUUUUCUCUCUGCGGGUGCAUUCGAAAGAUUAUCGUCGUGUUUAUCGUGAAUUGCUUGUAUGGAAACAUUCGUUAAUGAAUAUUGUUUUUUUAAGUAAUAAAAAAAAACUUAAAAAUAAAUAAAAUAAGAGACAUCUUUUUAAUAAAGUUAAGAAACAAAAUCUACGUUUUUGGAUCAAAGUGUGAAAUUUUCAAAAUAAAUUUGAAUAAAAGUGCAAAAAAAUAAUUAAAAACCAAAGAACGAACAUAAGAAAGAGUUUCGAAAGUAUCAAUCUAAUUUGAGCCAAACAGUGAAGUUUAAAGAUCCAAAGCAGUUAAAUUUCGUUUGAAGAAUUGUUCCAGAAAGAGAAAAUAUUCAAUAUUUCAACUUAAAUGUGAAUAAACUGUGCGAUUUGUGAAAUAAAAGAUCAAAUACUGAAAUUUAAACUGAAACUGAGACGUUAAUUUCAGAUAAAAGUACCAGAAAUAUUUGAUACCAAAAGUAUUAUUGAAAUACUUGCACAUUAAAUUUGAACUUAAAGUGAAUUUCAAAAAAAACUGUGCAAUAAAAAGUGAAAUACGGAAAUUACAGACUCUAAAUAAAAUAAAUCCUUACUACCAGAAGUGAAAAGCCGUGGAAAUCAUUUGCCAAACAUGCUCCUCCAGUGUCCCAAUCCCCACUAAGUGACCAAAAUUCAAGACCCAGAGAGACCAGCGGAGAUCUCAAAACUCAAGCGAAAUCGCAUCGCGUUCCUUCGGAGGAAAGCAUCUGCUGAAAUGGAGGACGAGCUACGUUGUCCCACCUGCAAGCAGCUGUACGCCAAUCCCGUGCUGCUGCCCUGCUUCCACGCCCUGUGCCUGGGCUGUGCCCUGGACAUCCAGACUCCGUACACGCCGGGAGUGGCUUUGGCCGUGAGCGGGGGAUCGGGAUCCAACCCCAACGGCGGACAUAACGGACUGCACAGCCAGGUGAACGGUGGCCCCGGAUCCGUAUCUGGCGGGGGAACAGCCAACGGUGUCGCCAACGGAGCAGGGCCGGGCACCCGUCACAGUUCCCACAGCUCGGCCGCAAGCACGGCCAGCUCCAACACGGGCAGCGAGAGCGUCACCUCCGACCAGGACCAGUCCGACAAAGUGAGCAUCUUCAGUGAGGCCGACUCCGGCGUGGUCUGCUGCUCGAACACAUCCCGCCCGGUCUCGUACGCCGGAACCGGACAGCUCCAGGGAUUGCUCCAGGGGUCCGUGGUCGCGCCACCCGGCGCCGCCUACUGCCUCACCUGUCCCCUGUGCCGGAAGCUCGUGUUCUUCGACGACGGCGGAGUCCGCAAUCUGCCCACCUAUCGCGCCAUGGAGGCCAUCGUGGACCGCUUCUGCGCCCGCGAGGCGCUGCGCUGCCAGAUGUGCGAGACAGACCCCAAGGUGGCCUCGCUGAUCUGCGAGCAGUGCGAGAUUCGCUACUGCGAGCCCUGCCGGGAGCUCUGCCACCCGGCUCGUGGGCCCCUGGCCAAGCACACGCUGGUCAAGCCGCGCGGUGCCGCCCAGCAGCGGGAGUCGGUAUGCGGCGAGCACGAGGAGACCCUCUCCCAGUACUGCCUCAACUGCAAGAUCCCGGCCUGCGGCCAGUGCAUCGGGGAGCAGCGUCAUCAGACCCACGAGGUGCAGUCUAUUAACGUGACUUGCAAGGCUCAAAAGACGGAGCUCUCUCACAAUCUGCAACAAUUGUCGGAGAAGGCACGUUCCACAACCGAAUUCAUCCAGCGCCUUAAAGGCAUGAGCGACAAAGUGACGGAAUCCUGCAUGGAAUUCGAGCGUCUGGUGCACGCCCAGUGCGAGGCCCUCAUCCAGGCCAUCCACGACCGACGCGAGUAUUUGCUGGAGGCCAUCCGCAUGGACAAGGAUACCAAAAUCAGGAUACUGAAGGAUCAGCAAUCGAACUGCACUGGCAAGCUGCAGCAGACCACAGGGCUCAUCCAGUUCUGCAUUGAGGCGUUGAAAGAGACUGACAGCGCCGCAUUUCUCCAGGUUGGUUCUAUGCUCAUCAAUCGGGUGGCGAACACGGACAUGACCUGGCACCAGGAGGUCACCAAUGCAGCGCCGCGGGUUUCUCCCAUCGUGGACUUGACGCUAGACGACGCCGCCCUGGCACGGGCCAUCGACAACUUGAACUUCAUCCAAAUGAAAGCCCUCAAAGACGGAGAUGAAAGGUGUCCGGCAGCACCCAUGACGCCAACCAUUUUGCCGACGGAUUGUUCAGCGGAAAAUAAUUCCGUCACAGUUGCGUGGCAGCCACCGAAUCAUUCCACCGUCGAGGGCUAUGUCCUGGAACUGGACGAUGGAAGCGGCGGAGAGUUUCGAGAAGUCUACUGCGGCAAGGAAACAAUUUGCACCGUCGACGGUCUUCACUUCAAUUCAAUGUACAAUGCCCGGGUGAAGGCCUUCAAUAGCGCCGGAGAGGGUGAAUACUCGGGGCUGAUUGGACUGCAGACUGCCGAAGUGGCCUGGUUCACGUUUGAUCCAGUUCUGAGCGGCGGCGCCGGCUCUGGCUUAAUCUUUAGCAAAAAUAACGCCACCGUCAGCGUCGAGGGCUGGGAGCACCGGGUGGCCCUUGGCUCGGUGGGCUUCUCCCGCGGCGUCCACUACUGGGAGUUCACCAUCGACAACUACACGGCGGACACGGAUCCGGCAUUUGGAGUAGCACGUAUCGAUGUGGCGCGGAACAAAAUGUUGGGUAAGGACGAGAAGUCCUUUGCCAUGUACAUCGAUCGCCAGCGCUCCUGGUUCCAGCACAACUCCAUCCAUGAGCGACGCGUCGAGGGAGGCAUCACUACGGGAAGCACCAUCGGGGUUCUUCUCGAUCUGGAGCGGCACACACUCAGCUUUCUGGUGAACGAAAUGCCGCAGGGAUCGGUGGCGUUCCGGGAUCUGUACGGGGUGUUCUACCCGGCUGUAAGCAUUAACCGUGGAGUCACCCUGACUAUGCACACGGCCAUGGAUGCACCCAAGAUGGAUUACUUUUAGGUCGUAUGCCAUAUAGAGGAGUAGCGAAUUGUGUACAUAUAGCUUGGCGUUCAGCAGUUAUCGGUGUCUACAUAGCGUAUAAACAGACCUUACAAAUAUGAACAUUUUACUCAUGCAGCUUACAAUACAUACAUAUAGUCGUAUGUGUAGUUUCGGGCAAGGUUCAGCGACAUAUCUCCCUUUAUUCGUAUCUCUACUCGUAGUUUUAUGCAAUGUUUGUAAAACGCUGCGCCACACGGGGAGUGAAUUAUUCAAAAUAAUUGAAAACAACCAGCGGUAAUUUUAUGUAAAAUAUAAUAAUAAUCUUCGAUGUUUUUCAGUGAAAAC
Drosophila obscura is the source of this 3413-nucleotide messenger RNA. RefSeq names its product E3 ubiquitin-protein ligase TRIM9 (gene Trim9). NCBI's taxonomy places the organism in Eukaryota, Metazoa, Arthropoda, Insecta, Diptera, Drosophilidae. The transcript is spliced from 10 exons. Gene Ontology annotation, molecular function: protein binding; zinc ion binding. The record is from RefSeq and is a predicted model, not a curated record. The coding region runs from base 846 to 3086 and encodes 746 amino acids.